This is a messenger RNA of Zootermopsis nevadensis, 4119 nucleotides long. RefSeq lists its product as uncharacterized. The record is from RefSeq and is a predicted model, not a curated record. NCBI's taxonomy places the organism in Eukaryota, Metazoa, Arthropoda, Insecta, Blattodea, Termopsidae.
ACUUAGCUUAUGAAUGUAUGCAUGGUACAUUACAGACUGGUUCUAAAUGCUAUGACUGGAAUAACUAGACUUCCAUUAUAGUGAAUAGCGAAGUGUAUUUUGUUACUGUUCUUCAAAAUGGCGAACAAUGUGGAAAUGGUGUGUUCUUUGCCUUCUUCCUCGGUCAUCAGUGGAUCAUCUUGUGAGCAUGGAUUACUUCAUCCCAGUUUGAUUGAAUUUCGUUCACAGUUCAGUGGGAUUUCAGUCUACCAUUCUUGUAAUGUUGUAACAACUGCCAUUUCAAGUAAAUUUUACUGAGACUUUUUCAAAAUUUCCAUUAGAAGGCAUUGUUGCAUGUUUGCUGAGUAAAUUAAUACAUGCUUUUAUGAACCCUGAUUUGCUUUUCUUACUAAUCCAUCCAAGAACAUAUAAUGGAGGAAGCAAAGAGUUUUGAAUACACCAGGUCUGAAAUUGAGCCCUGUUGUCACACUCAUACAUAUCUCAGUUUUCCUUCCAGAGGAAAAGUGUGGCUCUUUGGGUAUACCCUGACUUGGCUGGGAUCUGUUGCAGUGUGUUCAUGCAUAAUAACUGGGAUUUUGUUUUUCUUCCUCUUCUUUCUAACUGCACCAUAAUCCAUGUGCAUCUAUUAAAGAACAUGGAAUCAUGUCCUGUGGUAAGCUAUUCUGUCCUUUGUUCAUGAUUUUUUUUUGUCUUUUUAGGUGAAAUGUUUUGGUGUAGGACAUAAUUUCUCCCCCAACACAGAAUCAUUUGCUUCAUAAGCCAGUGUGUAAAAGUGAAGCAGAAGUAGUAUAUGUAGUUCCCUCCACCCUUAUUUUGUUAAUUGAUGUGGCCAGUAGUGAGCAUCAAAGUAAAUUCUUGUUUAUUUUUCUUUUGCUUUUAUUGUUUUACAAUUUACGUGUGAAUACGAAAUCCCCUUGAAAUUGUUUGGUUCCACAAAUUUGGUUAUGACUUUUAAAUUGAUUUAUUAUCCUGGUCACGCACACAGUUCCUAUGGAAAACAUUUUUAUACCCAUCUCGCUCAAAGACUUUCACAGCAAAGAGGUUAUGUUUAUGAUAUCUGUUUUCGUCAUAUUAAAGACACGAUUGGUAUAGAGUGGUAGAGGUCAUGUCUGUGGGAUAUAAGAUCUUUGGUUCUCGUCCGCCAGUCAGGUGCGGUGCAAUCCUGUAAGCAGGUGGCAAUCGUUACCUUCAUUAAGUCGCCGAUGACGGCUGUUUGUGCUGUUGUGUUCUUUUGAAGGCUGACUUUCUUGUGAUGAGCUGAUUAGUACUAGGGAACAUAAUAAAUUACUUACGAAGUGCACUUGUUUUGUGAUGGCACGAGAGGUUCCUGUGUCUGUCUUCGCUGGGGUAAUCCAAAGGAGAUGAGGAGCCAGGGGGGCGGGGUCGAUUUCAGACCCACGUAUUUCAGCAGUCCGUCACUCUGACUGCAAAGAUGUGGCCAGACGACAAUGGCACAGCAUCGCCAGCAGCAUCUUCUCCUGGUGGCUGGAAGUGGGGCAGCUGGCGUAUUCCAAGUGAACACCUGCCAUUCCUUGUGGGCGCAGUAUGCGGUGGUGCACUGAUACUUCUCACUCUCAUUGCUGCCAUCGUGUGGCGUUGCUGUGUGGUUCCUCGCCGAGACAAGGCUUAUUGUGCACGACUGGGAGAGGAAAUAGCUGCGAGGCAGAGAUCAGGGCUGUCAGUUAUGCCAAGCCACUCAGCAGUGUAUGCAGCACCAAAGAGUGGACAUUGGGCUUAUAGCAGUCGGUUGGUGGGUCCCUCACACCAGCCUGGCCCUGGUUCACACUGGUUUUAUAACAGCAGGGUGCUGAGUCCCGCAAACUUGGAGCGACUAGAUCCAGGACCCCUGACACGUUCAACGAGUUGUGCUCCUCCACCACGUCAUACAGGGCCUUUAAAUACAUCGGAUAAAAGGAGAAGACCAGUGAGUCAGCCAAUCAGAUUUGGGCCUUAUGACCUGGCAGUGAAUGCUGAAGGAAGGCAGCAGAACCAUUUGCCAGAGAUCUCUGAAUUUACUGCUCAGAGCACACAGUAUGCCUCAAGCAGCAUUUCGUAUUUGUUCACAGUUCUGGAUGAAGUUGGGUCACGAGGGGGCGAGGCACCCUCUGGCCCAGCCGUGCUGAAGACGAGAAGUCUGCCAGCAUGGGUAAGAUCAAAGUCCCGUCCCUUGUCGACCGAGGAUGAUCUCGCAGAGCUCUAUGCUAAGGUGAAUUUUAGCAAGAAACGCAAGAACCGCAUGAGAAACGAUGAAGCUGCCAUAAUUGCACUCAGCAAAUCUCGAAGCCAGUACCUCCAUAAAGACACUGAUUCUCUAGUAGACAAUGAAGCAGUGAUAGUGUAUGAUGAAAGAACUGCUCUGUAAAAGCAUGUAGUACACCUGGACACCGAUUACCUCAAGCAAACCAUUUUCCUGCUACAGUGGACAAUAAAGGGGUUUGGCAAAUUGUUUAAUGGGUUGACACACACACACACACACACACACACACAUAUAUAUAUAUAUAUAUAUAUUAGCAUCAGUUGGUAUAAUCAGCAGUAGUGUGCAAGAUUAUGAUCAUUGACUUCACGAGCAUAUGAUCGAGAGCUUGAUAAUACAUUGAAGUGAGAAAAUUACUCCAUAACCAGAUCAAAUUAAUGGAUACUAAUGAGAUUUUGGCCUAAUAUUUUAAAUUCAUAAGUGUGAAUGUAUGCCUUGCAAUAAGUUAAAGAAAGUAUUGCACAUUGCUAAAUUCGGUGAGGGGAUUUUUGGUCUGUAGUCAUUUAAUCUGUAACUGUCUGUGGAAAAACAGCUUUAUGACAUAUCAUUAACAAUGAUUAUGUUAGUGUCCUACUUGAAAUGCUAUAGUCAUUUUGAAUACAUGAGACGUUAACUGUACAGCAGACUACAGAGAGUCUCCAAAAUAUAUGGCUUCACUUCAGGGCUGUGUUCUGUGUCGAAAGGCAAUGAAAAGUGUGAACAUAAAUACAAGUUCAUGGAUGCUUGGUUUUAAACCUGUGGCCUGUAAGACCAUCUGACUUGGACUUCCUGGAUUUUUAUUUAUGGGGCUAUCUUAAAUGUAUUGUGUAUGUUGUGGUAGCAGAACUACAACAGAGGGUAGAAAACAGGUGAGAGUUAACUUUUAACACCUUGAAUUUAUGAACAUGCGAUGGUCAUUAAUAAGACACAUGGUGGAAGCACAGGGACAACACUGAGCAUUUUUUUUAAAAUUAUUCUUGUCAAAAUAGUAAUCUGUAACAUCAGAAUUAGUGAUCUGUAAAUGAACAAUUUCUCGUGGACAGGUUUACACUGUACUUUGUAUUCUCCUUCCAAAAUAAAAUGGGGCAUAAAGACAAAGCAGCCGUGGACCCAGACUUUUCUGGUUAUUUCUGCUCAUAGAACGUGCCUCUAAAGUGGGGCCAUGUCUUUCAAAAAUAAUCGGUAUAUUCUUUUACAUGAAAUCAUAGUCACAGAAUGACAAAUAGCUGAUGAUGCCAUAUCUUGUAGUGAUAUAACUGAGUCCAAGCAAUACAAUUUGAUUUACAAAUGUAAAAUAGCUCAGUUGUAACGAGAUGAAAUUCAACUGCACGAACAUUCACACACUACAGAUUACAAUUUUUAGUGGCAUUUUACUUAAAUUUCACAUGGAAGAAUAAAGUUUACAGAUUUUAUUAAAAUUAGAUAAUGCAUUGAAAAAAGUUUUCAUUUGACAUUCUUGGCAGGUGAAGGGAAAUUGUUGUAUGAGAUGUUUUUUGUAUACACUGAAGUGUGACAACAGAACCAAAGUGCAUCUUACAUAUACAAGAAAGUGGAACUAAUAUAGAUGCAACGUAAAAAUGAGAGCUUCAGAGUACAAUAUUGGAGUUUUCUUCCAAAGUUCUAGUCAUAGAUCAUAAUUGAAGUGUGCCUAGCACCUGAUAUGAAUAAAUGCAAUGUAGUUCAGUAAAUUUUUAGUUCUGUUACCUUUUAUAAUAUACUUUAGAGCAUAAAAAUUAUCAAAAUAUUGAUAAACAUAUUGUUCAGUGAAAUUAGGCCUACAAAGACUUUUUUAUGUAAGUAGUUCAAGUGUUUAUAUAUUAGCAUGAUAAAACUACUUUUGUUCAUAAUAUGAUAAUGUAGGCUAAUAAAUGCUGUAAGAUAUAAAC